Molecule: messenger RNA, 645 nt
Organism: Camellia sinensis
Lineage: Eukaryota; Viridiplantae; Streptophyta; Magnoliopsida; Ericales; Theaceae
Product: GAG1At protein
Source: RefSeq, a predicted model, not a curated record
UGAAAGAACUAUACGAGGGUUUUAGCUCAAAAAUCAAUCAAGGAGUGAGAGAGAGAGAGAGAGAGGGUUUUGUUUGGGUGUGAACAAGAAGAGCAACUCACAAAAUGGGAAGCGAAACGAAGGCCAACAAUGGUGGCAACGGAGGAGCAGCAGCAGCAGCAACAGGAGGAGGAGGGUUUAGGUCAAAAAUGGAACAUUAUCUAUACAGUGGUGAUAAGAAGCACGUUUUUGCAGGGAUUCUCAUCAUUAGCGCCGUCUUUGCUGUCCCCUGGUUUCUCAUGAACCGAGGGUCAAAACAUCAAUCCCAUCAAGAUUACUUGGAAAAAGCUGACAAAGCACGGAGUGAAAGACUUUCUUCGGUCUCGUCUUCAGCAAAAUGAUUUACGGAAGAUUUCUAUGGUAAGCAUUAGUUUUACUGCAUUGACCAUAUACCGGAGUAUGGAAGUUGUCUGACAUUUGGGCACCCUUAGUACCUUUCUUUUCCUUUUCAUUUUGGGUUAGCACAGGACGAGCUUCUAUUUAUGCAUAAAGAGUAGUACAAGGGCCUAUGAGGGACAAACUUAUGCUUUUUGCCUUGUAAUUUGAGAAACUAAUGUUUUGGAUGAAAACUAGAAAGUGCUAAGAGAGUUUACAUUGCAAUUUAAA